GCACACCCGGAGACGGAAGACAGGGGGCCGAGGCUCGCUCUUUCAGGCGGGGCGCGACCGUCCGUCGGUACCGCCGGACGGCUCCCCGCGCUGAAGGACUAUUUUCCUCUCCGCGCAGGCACUACUUCGUCCCCCGCGGAGGCGUCGGGAGCUGGCGGCGCGCACGGCAUGGCGGCGGCGGCGCGCGCCUGAGGAGAGGGGACGCCGGCUCGGUCAGGCCUCGGCACGGCCUACACGCUUCGCUCGCCCUCUCCCGCCCCCAGCCUAGCCAUGGCGGAGCCCUCGCCCGCCCGACGCCCAGUGCCCCUCAUCGAGUCGGAGCUUUACUUCCUCAUCGCCCGGUACCUGUCGGCGGGCCCGUGCCGGAGGGCGGCCCAGGUGCUCGUGCAGGAGCUGGAGCAGUACCAGUUGUUGCCGAAGAGGUUGGACUGGGAGGGCAACGAGCACAACAGGAGCUACGAGGAAUUGGUCUUGUCCAAUAAACAUGUGGCUCCUGAUCACCUGUUGCAAAUCUGCCAGCGCAUCGGUCCUAUGUUGGAUAAAGAAAUUCCACCCAGUAUUUCAAGAGUCACUUCUUUACUUGGUGCAGGAAGGCAGUCUUUGCUACGUACAGCAAAAGACUGCAGGCACACAGUUUGGAAGGGCUCUGCCUUUGCUGCUCUUCAUAGAGGAAGACCUCCUGAAAUGCCGGUGAAUUAUGGUUCCCCACCAAAUCUUGUGGAGAUACAUCGAGGAAAACAACUCACAGGGUGUUCCACUUUUAGCACAGCAUUUCCAGGAGUUAUGUAUCAGCAUAUAAAAAUGCACAGAAGGAUUCUCGGACAUCUAUCUGCUGUUUACUGUGUAGCAUUUGAUAGGACAGGACAUAGAAUCUUUACAGGUUCAGAUGAUUGCUUAGUAAAGAUUUGGUCAACACACCACGGACGUCUAUUGUCCACAUUAAGAGGUCAUUCUGCAGAAAUUUCAGAUAUGGCAGUAAACUAUGAAAACACAAUGAUUGCUGCAGGGAGCUGUGAUAAAAUCAUCAGAGUGUGGUGCUUGAGAACUUGCGCCCCAGUUGCUGUGCUCCAAGGACACACAGGAUCAAUUACAUCUUUACAGUUCAGCCCAAUGGCCAAAGGCUCUCAAAGAUAUAUGGUUUCCACUGGUGCUGAUGGGACAGUUUGCUUUUGGCAAUGGGAUUUAGAAUCUCUGAAAUUCAGUCCACGUCCCCUGAAGUUCACUGAAAAGCCUAGGCCAGGCGUUCAGAUGCUUUGUUCUUCUUUUAGUGUUGGUGGUAUGUUUUUAGCCACAGGUAGUACUGAUCAUGUAAUCAGAAUGUAUUUUUUGGGUUUUGAAGCACCCGAAAAAAUCGCAGAACUUGAAAGUCACACUGAUAAAGUAGAUAGUAUCCAAUUUUGUAACAAUGGUGAUCGGUUCCUAAGUGGUAGCAGAGAUGGAACAGCACGAAUUUGGAGAUUUGAGCAGUUAGGAUGGAGAAGCAUUUUAUUGGAUAUGACUACCAGAAUCUCAGGGGAUUUAUCUUCAGAAGAGGAAAGGUUUAUGAAACCCAAAGUAACAAUGAUAGCUUGGAAUCAGAAUGAUAGUAUUGUUGUCACAGCUGUGAAUGAUCAUGUCCUCAAAGUAUGGAAUUCUUAUACUGGACAACUGCUUCAUAACUUGUUGGGACAUGCUGAUGAAGUAUUUGUUUUGGAGACACAUCCCUUUGAUUCCAGAAUUAUGUUAUCUGCAGGACAUGAUGGUAGCAUAUUUAUAUGGGAUAUUACAAAAGGUACCAAGAUGAAACAUUAUUUUAAUAUGAUUGAAGGACAAGGACAUGGAGCUGUGUUUGACUGUAAGUUUUCACAGGACGGACAGCAUUUUGCCUGUACAGAUUCUCAUGGGCAUCUUCUGAUAUUUGGUUUUGGAUGCAGCAAACCAUAUGAAAAGAUUCCUGAUCAGAUGUUCUUCCAUACUGACUAUCGCCCACUGAUUAGAGAUUCUAAUAAUUACGUCUUAGAUGAGCAAACUCAGCAGGCGCCUCAUCUUAUGCCUCCACCAUUUUUGGUAGAUGUAGAUGGAAACCCUCAUCCAACUAAGUAUCAGAGACUAGUACCAGGCCGAGAAAAUUCUUCAGAUGAACAUUUGGUUCCACAGCUAGGCUAUGUGGCAACUAGUGAUGGAGAGGUGAUUGAACAAAUUGUAAGCCUCCAAACCAAUGAUAAUGGUGAACGAAGCCCAGAGUCCAGUGUUCUUGAUGGAAUGAUAAGACAGUUGCAGCAGCAGCAAGAUCAGAGAAUGGUAUCAGAGCAGGAUACUUUUCCAAGUGGACUUCUAAAUGGGGAAGAAACACCCCGAAGAGGUUUUAGAAGACUAAGCUUAGACAUCCAGUCUCCUCCAAAUAUUGGUCUGCGUCGUAGUGGACAAGUUGAAGGUGUUCGUCAGAUGCAUCAAAAUGCUCCACGUAGUCAGAUUGCUACCGAACGUGACCUGCAGGCUUGGAAGCGAAGAGUGGUUGUACCAGAGGUACCACUAGGCAUAUUUAGGAAAUUGGAAGACUUCCGAAUAGAGAAAGGUGAAGAGGAAAGAAAUCUUUAUAUAAUAGGAAGAAAAAGGAAGACUUUCCAGCUCUCACAAAUGUCUGAUUCAGUAGUUUUGGUGUCACAGCCUAGGCAGAGGACAUGUAGGCGUAAAUAUCCAAAUUAUGGUAGAAGAAAUCUUGGCCAGCGUCAGUUAUCUUCUGGAAAUGAAUCUUCAAGCUCUAUAAGACAUGAGACUUCCUGUGAUCAAAGCGAAGGUUCUUGUUCUUCUGAAGAAGAUGAAUGGAAAAGUGAUAGAAAAAGUGAAAGUUACAGUGAAAGUUCAAGUGACUCUUCAUCUAGAUAUUCUGACUGGACAGCUGAUGCAGGAAUCAACUUACAGCCUCCUCUACGAAUGUCAUGUCGUCGACGAAUUACCCGAUUUUGUAGUAGUUCAGAGGAUGAAAUGUCUACUGAGAAUUUAUCUCCUCCAAAAAGAAGACGAAAGAGAAAGAAAGGAAGUAAGCCUAAGAAAGAGAAUUUGCAGAGGAUGACUCCAGCAGAACUUGCAAAUAUGGAGCAUUUAUAUGAAUUUCAUCCUCCAGUUUGGAUAACUGACACCACACUUAGAAAAUCUCCUUUUGUUCCUCAAAUGGGUGAUGAGGUAAUAUAUUUUCGACAGGGUCAUGAAGCUUAUAUUGAAGCUGUCAGAAGAAAUAACAUUUAUGAACUGAACCCUAACAAGGAGCCAUGGAGAAAAAUGGAUCUUAGGGAUCAAGAACUAGUCAAAAUAGUUGGAAUACGAUAUGAAGUUGGGCCCCCUACACUCUGUUGCCUCAAACUAGCCUUUAUAGAUCCAGCAACUGGAAAACUUAUGGAUAAAUCUUUCUCUAUUAGAUAUCAUGAUAUGCCAGAUGUUAUUGACUUUCUUGUAUUGCGUCAGUUUUAUGAUGAAGCAAGACAGAGGAAUUGGCAGUCUUGUGACAGAUUCCGCUCUAUUAUUGAUGAUGCUUGGUGGUUUGGAACAGUGUUAAGUCAAGAGCCAUAUCAACCACAGUAUCCUGAUAGUCAUUUCCAGUGUUACAUUGUUAGGUGGGACAAUACUGAAAUUGAAAAACUUAGCCCAUGGGACAUGGAACCAAUUCCCGAUAAUGUUGAUCCACCUGAAGAAGUGGGAGCUAGUAUUUCUGUCACAUCAGAUGAGCUAGAGAAGUUGCUCUACAAACCACAGGAUGGUGAAUGGGGUCAGAAAUCGAGAGAUGAAGAAUGUGACCGAAUUAUCAGUGGUAUAGAUCAACUUUUGAAUCUGGAUAUAGCAGCAGCUUUUGCAGGCCCAGUUGAUCUAUGUACAUAUCCAAAGUACUGUACUGUAGUAGCUUAUCCAACUGAUCUUUACACAAUUCGAAUGAGACUUGUUAAUCGAUUUUACAGGAGGCUGUCUGCAUUAGUCUGGGAAGUCAGGUAUAUAGAACAUAAUGCCAGAACAUUUAAUGAACCUGAGAGUGUAAUAGCAAGAUCAGCUAAAAAGAUAACUGACCAACUUUUAAAAUUUAUCAAGAAUCCAGAUUGUACAAAUAUCUCAGAACUUUCUAACACGUCUGAAAAUGAUGAGCAAAAUGCUGAGGAUUUGGAUGAUAGUGAUCUUCCUAAAACAUCUUCUGGAAGAAGAAGAGUCCAUAAUUGGAAAAAAAGGAGCAGUAGAGCUCCCAACUAUGUUGAAAGCAACUGGAAGAAACAGUGUAAGGAACUAGUGAACCUAAUUUUUCAGUGUGAAGAUUCUGAACCAUUUAGACAACCUGUUGAUUUGGAUGAAUAUCCAGACUACCGAGAUAUUAUAGAUACUCCAAUGGAUUUUGGAACAGUGAGGGAAACCCUAGAAGCAGGAAAUUAUGACAGCCCUAUGGAAUUUUGCAAAGACAUCCGGUUGAUAUUUAGCAAUGCAAAAGCAUAUACGCCAAACAAGAGAUCAAAGAUUUACAGUAUGACCUUGAGAUUGUCUGCCUUAUUUGAAGAAAAAAUGAAGAAAAUCUCUUCUGAUUUUAAAAUUGGUCAAAAAUUCAAUGAAAAACUUAGAAGAAGCCAGAGGUUCAAGCAAAGGCAAAAUUGCAAUGAUGUCAGUCAGGCUAACAAGAGUAUCAGAAAUAUCAAGCAGAAGCGGUUAAAAUCUCAGACAAAAGUAAUUCCUGAGUUGCUAGGGUCUCCUACCCAGUCUACCUCAAGUAGGACAGCUUAUUCUACAACCCACAAGACAAGUGCUGGUAUCUCUUCAGGUGUUACUUCCGUUGACUCUUCAGAUUCAGCAGAAUCAUUGGAAAGAGUGAGAAGAAACAGACCUAUAAGUGUAACAAAUGGUUCUACGUUAUCUGAAAGUGAAAUGGAAGAUUCCUUAGAUACCUCUUCUUCAUCUUCAGCUUCAAAUAGUUCAGAGGAAAGCAAAGAGAGUCCAAGAGCUCAUGAAUCUUCCUUACAUAGUGGGCUAUCCAGAAGCAGCAAUCUCAGGGUGACCAGAACUAGAGCUGCUCAAAGAAAAACUGGUCCUGUUUCUUUAGAAAAUGGAUGUGGCAGAAAAGCCAUUCGAAAGAGAGUCUAUUUAAGUGACUCUGAUAACAAUUCAUUGAAGACUGGUGAAAUUCUAAAAGCCAGAGCUGGAAAUAACCGAAAAGUCCUACGAAAGUGUGCUGCUGUGGCUGCCAAUAAGAUAAAGCUAAUGAGUGAUGUAGAAGAGAAUUCUAGUUCUGAAAGUGUCUGCUCUGGUCGGAAGCUGCCUCACCGCAACGCUUCUGCUGUAGCUAGAAAAAAGUUAUUGCAGAAUUCAGAAGAUGAUCAGAGCUUAAAGUCAGAAAUUGAAGAAGAAGAGCUAAAAGAUCAAAAUCAAUCACCACCAGUGUCCAAUUCUCAUGCUGCCCAGAAUACUGUCAAUGAAUCUGAAAAUGGAGAUUCAGAAUCAGAAAGUGAUUUGCGGGUAGCCCGAAAAAAUUGGCACACUAAUGGUCACAAGUUCCAUAUUCCAGUAACUUCUAAAACAAAAUUUCUUAAAAUAGCGUCUUCUGAGGAAGACUCUAAAAGUCAUGAUUCAGAUAAUGGACAUAACAGAACUGCUGGCCCAUCAACAUCUGGGCAGAAACUUAAGGCAGAGAGCAUCUCAGAAGAAGGAGAUUCUGAACCAGGAAAAUGUGGUAGUAGGAAAUACAAUACAUUUCGUAAGAAUGCUAAUUUCUUUAAAAAAGCAAAGAUCUUGAGUGAUUCAGAAGACUCUGAAUCUGAAGAACAAGAUAAUAGAGUGGAUGGUAGAUGUCACAAAAUGGAAAUGAACCCAAUUUCAGAAAAUCUGAAAUGUGAACCUAUUGCUAUGUCCCAGUGUUUCUCCGAUCAUGUAUCUGGAACUGAUUUAGAUUCAGGUGAUGACAAAACAAAAGAAAAAACAAAUAAUUUUAUGAAAGGUUCUACAUCACAAGACAAUGGACAAAGCAGAAAAGUUUCCAGGAAAAGGGUCUGUUCCAGUGACUCAGACAACAAUUCAAAGGUGGUUAAGAAAUCAUCAAAAGCCAAAACAGGUCUCCUAAGGAUUACUCGAAGAUGUGCAACUACAGCUGUCAAUAGGAUUAAGCUCAUGAGUGAUAUAGAAGAUGUCAGUUUAGAAAAUGUGUGCACUAGAAGCAAAAAUGGCAGGAAAAAGCCUCUCCAUUUUGCUUGUACCACCUCUAAGAUACUGAGUAAUUGUGAGGGAGAUGUAAACUGUGAAGUGCCAAAUGAACAGUAUGCCUGUAAAGGUAAGCCACCUGAACCUGACUCAGAAGGUAGUACAAAAAGUAUUAGUCAGUCUUUAAAAGGAGACUCAGACUCUGAAGGUAUGUUGAAUUCAGAAUACGAGAACAGGCAUACAAGUAGUAGCAAAACAACUGUACCUUCUAAAACAAAAAAUUCCUCUAUUGGGUCUUCAGAAGAAGAUUCAAAAAGCCAUAUUCCAGGGAGUGAGAUUGGUUUUUCUUCUGGAUCAACUUUGGCCCAAAAAGUUACUGCAGAGAAUAACUUUGAAGAGGAACUGAAUUAUGGGCUACGCAGGUGGAAUGGCAGAAGACUCAGGACCUAUGGAAAGGCUCCUUUCAGUAAGACAAAAGUGAUUCAUGAUUUGCAGGAAGUAGCAGAGACAGAAAUAAAAAGGAAGAGAUUGCAUCCUGAAUUGGAAAAUAUGAAUUCUGAAACAACCAGGAGUUCAAAGUUUGGACGUGACACUAGUUCCAAAUCAUCAGAUUUGGGAUCUGUAACUGAAUCAGAUAUUGACUGUACUGAUAAUGCAAAAACCAAAAGGAAGAAAACAAAAGGAAAAGCAAAAGUAGUUAGAAAAGAAUCUGUUCCUAGAGACAGAGAACCCAAUACAAAAAUGAGAACAUGUAUGCAUAAUCAGAAGGAUGCAGUGCAAAUGCCUAGUGAAACUCUGAGAGCAAAAAUGGUACCUGAGAAAGUUCCCCGCAGAUGUGCUACUGUUGCUGCAAAUAAAAUAAAGAUAAUGAGUAACCUAAAAGAAACGAUUUCAGGACCAGAAAAUGUCUGGAUUAGGAAGAGCAGCAGAAAACUGCCCCAUCGAAAUGCUUCUGCUGCGGCUAAGAAAAAAUUACUGAAUGUUUAUAAAGAGGAUGAUACAACCAUAAAUUCUGAAAGUGAAAAAGAGCUAGAAGAUAGUAAUAGCAAUAUGGGUUUUUUUAGGCGGUUCAGAUCCUGGAAAGAAAAAGCACAAUAG
Molecule: messenger RNA, 7236 nt
Organism: Cynocephalus volans (Philippine flying lemur)
Lineage: Eukaryota; Metazoa; Chordata; Mammalia; Dermoptera; Cynocephalidae
Gene: BRWD1
Product: bromodomain and WD repeat domain containing 1
Exons: 42
Coding region: 271-7236 (2321 amino acids)
Biological process (GO): cytoskeleton organization; regulation of transcription by RNA polymerase II; regulation of cell shape
Cellular component (GO): nucleus
Molecular function (GO): protein binding
Source: RefSeq, a predicted model, not a curated record